Phyllotreta striolata is the source of this 1017-nucleotide messenger RNA. Lineage: Eukaryota; Metazoa; Arthropoda; Insecta; Coleoptera; Chrysomelidae. The record is from the annotation of a GenBank genome assembly.
CGCUCGUCCAAAUUAAUCGUGAUUUCAUUAACAUAAUGUUGUGUCUGUAUGCUACUAUUGCAACUGCUGUUGUAGUAGCAGCCCUGUGCUGCGUGGGCAGGAGGUUCAUCCCUUGUUUGUAAACAUGCCUUCUACCCCGUAAUAUGUCUAUCGUAAUAAAGAAAUCUAAUCCCGCCCGGCCUGUCAAACUACAAACUAAAAAAUUCAAGAGGGACAAAUCGAGCAAAACAUGGACACGAUUAUCUAACAGAAUUGAUAACAACAAUCCAAUUACCGACACAAACACGAAACAAAUUGAAAUAGUAAUAAACGAUCUCGGAGACAAGAAGAUACCUGUACAAGACUUUGUGACUUUAAUCAGUCCUUAUACAGCCGAUGGUGGAGCUGCAUUGAGGUCUGUUUUCGACGAAGACGCGCGAGAAUUUCGACAAAAGAUGGAAAAGUGUUACGAAAUCGCUGUUCAAAAAGCUUUGGGCGAUAAACAAAUUGCUUCUAUACCAUUAUACAGCAACAAGCACGACGUGGUGACUGACAAAAUGGUGAGAAUUAUAAACAAGGUGCUUCAAAUGGUACCGGACUUCGAUUUCGAUAAGUACUGGCGGUACGGUAGCGAUUAUUUAAAGUCCGCAGUACCCGUACCGCGACUGGAAGAAGACGAGAAUUUACGGAGACUAAGAAACGACUGUGAACGGUUAACUGAAGAAAAUAGAAGAUUAGAACUUAUUCUAGACAAAUUGAAGAUGGAGCAAAAAUUGGAGCAAAUAUUUGCCGAUGAAGUUCAUGCAUCAGUUGAAUCAGUGCGCGUGCAAUUGGAAAAAGAAGAGGCGGAACUGAGACAACAAUUGCACCAAUUGAAUGAAAAAAUGGAAAGAUAUUUGAUGGGAAACGAGAAUAUUGCAAAUUGUAGAAAUGGGCAGUACAAUUUCAAAUUGUGUUCCUCUCGAUAAAUUUGGUACAUUAUAGUUGACCGGGAUUGACAGUGGAUUUGGUUUGUUAAAUCAACUUUGUUAAUAUUGU